AGUGCUAUGAGUUGACAACAGAAGGGUGGGAUGCAACCGCCUGUCCCAGUCGACGUGGUUCGAGAGCUGGUGUGCUCCUGUUUGCACCGGGACCCAGUGGCCGCGGACCUCCGCUGCAGCCUGUUUGUGGCAGCAGCUCAGAACUACAAGAGGGACUCCCUGCUUAGACCCUUUCCCCCUCGGUACAUCAGUGGUGACAACAAGGACUUUGAGGAACUGUUGGCUGAUGUGAAAUCACUGCCUGGUGUGAGGGAGCUGGUGAGACUGCGACCUGGAGAAGGAGCUCACCAUUUAGCUCUUACACACUGGAUUCUCUCUUCAAAGAGUUUUGCUAUAAAAACACUGGAGAAAGAAGAGUAUGUGCAUCUGUGCAACCUGACAAAAAAUGAAGGAUUUUUGGGACCAGCACCAGACUUCCUGUUUGAGAUUGAAUACAACGACCAGCAAAAUGCCCGAUUCGAGAAGACUAGGGCAGGACGAGACACUUUCUAUGCAUUCCACGGGAGCCGUCUGGAAAACUUUCACUCUAUCAUUCACAACGGGCUACACUGUCACCUCAACAAGAACUCUGUGUUUGGAGAAGGCACCUACCUGACCAGUGACCUCAGCAUGGCAGUUCUGUACAGUCCACACAGCAGUGGGUGGAGAGAAAGUCUCUUGGGUUCUCUGCUCAGCUGCGUGGCCUUGUGUGAAGUCAUUGACCACCCUGAUGUCAAGUGUCAAGCCAAGAAAAAAGACUCAGAAAUCAUUGACCGUCAGAGAUCUAGAGCAAAGAACAGUGAAGGAGGAGACGUGCCCCAAAAAUACUUUGUCGUCACCAACAAUCAGCUUUUACGGAUCAAGUAUCUGCUGGUUUACUCUCAGAAGAGGCAUCUAUCGAGAAACUCCCAGAGCUCCUCAUGGCUGCUCAGACACCACUUUGCCGUCAUGAUGAGUCUAUAUAUUCUGCUGCUGCUCUUGAUUGGUGCCUUCAACUCCAACUCCUUUGUUUCUUUUUGGAAAAAAAUUUUCAGGUGACAAGACCUCAUGACACAUGUCCCAUAUAGUGCCUUCCUCAGACCGAGCUCUGAAACGUGUUGCGUGUUAUGUUUAUGCAUAAACAAAGUUAAACAAUUACCCAAUCUAUUGUUUAGAAAGUAAAUAUGUUUUAUACAGUAGCUAGGGCUGCCAAUUGUAUUUUCUUUUAAAAUCAUUUAUAAGAAAAUUAUUACUUUUACUUUAGUAACAAAAAGUGUAAUUUUCUUUUAAUAACCAAAGUAAGGAAGGUCACUCACACACUGAAGUCUUAG
Periophthalmus magnuspinnatus is the source of this 1289-nucleotide messenger RNA. RefSeq names its product poly (ADP-ribose) polymerase family, member 16 (gene parp16). The record is from RefSeq and is a predicted model, not a curated record. The transcript has 7 exons. NCBI's taxonomy places the organism in Eukaryota, Metazoa, Chordata, Actinopteri, Gobiiformes, Gobiidae. Gene Ontology annotation, molecular function: protein serine/threonine kinase activator activity; kinase binding; NAD+ poly-ADP-ribosyltransferase activity. Bases 31 to 1017 code for a protein of 328 amino acids. Gene Ontology annotation, biological process: endoplasmic reticulum unfolded protein response. Gene Ontology annotation, cellular component: membrane; nuclear envelope; endoplasmic reticulum tubular network.